Pecten maximus is the source of this 435-nucleotide messenger RNA. RefSeq lists its product as uncharacterized. NCBI's taxonomy places the organism in Eukaryota, Metazoa, Mollusca, Bivalvia, Pectinida, Pectinidae. The coding region runs from base 1 to 435 and encodes 144 amino acids. The transcript has a single exon. The record is from RefSeq and is a predicted model, not a curated record.
AUGAAUGAGGUUGAUACCAUAGGCGAGGCUAACGAGGUUGAUACCAUAGGAGAGGCUAACGAAGUUGAUACCAUAGGAGAGGAUAACGGGGUUGAUACCAUAGGAGAGGCUAACGAAGUUGAUAACAUAGGAGAGGCUAACGAGGUUGAUACCAUAGGAGAGGCUAACGAGGUUGAUACCAUAGGAGAGGAUAACGAGGUUGAUACCAUAGGAGAGGCUAACGGGGUUGAUACCAUAGGCGAAGCUAACGAGGUUGAUACCAUAGGAGAGGCUAACGAGGUUGAUACCAUAGGAGAGGAUAACGAGGUUGAUACCAUAGGAGAGGAUAACGAGGUUGAUACCAUAGGAGAGGAUAACGAGGUUGAUACCAUAGGAGAGGCUAACGAGAAUUUUUGUAAAGAAGCAUUUUCCCACUCCUAUUACAAUACCAUAUGA